UCUUAUAGUCAACACCUCUCAUCACGAGUGUAGCGAGCAGCAGAGAGGUUUGAUCUCUUGACUAUAUACUUGACAGCACUCUUCCUCUACACCUGAUCUGAUGCACUUGCGUCUCUGGAAACGAGCGUCCCGUUUGACUUGAGAAAUGAAUGGCUACGGAUCACCCUACCUCUACAUGGGUGGCCCGGUGUCCCAACCGAGAGCGCCCCUCCAGAGGACGCCCAAGUGUGCCCGCUGCAGGAAUCACGGGGUGCUCUCUUGGCUGAAAGGGCACAAGCGUUACUGCCGCUUCAAGGACUGCACUUGUGAGAAAUGUAUUCUUAUAAUCGAGCGACAGCGCGUCAUGGCGGCUCAGGUGGCGUUGAGACGGCAGCAGGCGAACGAGAGUUUGGAGAGUUUGAUCCCGGAGUCUCUGAGGUCGCUGCCCGGCAUCACGGUGGGGAGCGGAGAGCAGAGCGCGCGUUCACGCACAAGCGACAUAGACCUGCGCUGGAGCACAGACACAGUGAACCCUAAACCACCGCAAGACCUAAACGAGGACCUGUCUGGUGAGCAGUCUGGUGGAGAGAAUGGUGGUAGUACCAGUGACAGGGAACCAGAGCCAGUCAGCUCCCCUGAAGAAUCCAAAUCUAACUUGUGCUGCACCCCUGACACCUCCGACUUGAGUCCCCAGCUUGAGGAGUCCCGCUUUGGCCUGUCUAAAACCUGCACCGACCCAGAGCCCAAAGCUGACAACCCCAAAUACACCACUGAGCCCAACCUCCUCAUUGAAGGCCUCUCGGGUUCUGUAUCUCUUCCUUUCAGCCUGAGAGUCAAUCGCCCUCCACUGGAGGUUCUGAAGAAGAUCUUCCCUGCCCAUAAGCCUGCAGUCCUGGAGCUGAUCCUGAAAGGCUGCGGAGGGGACCUGGUUGGAGCCAUCGAGAUCCUCCUCUCCAGCCGUUCCACUAUUAAACCAGACAAGCUCUUGUCUGAGGGCUCUGAUGCCCUGGUUCUCCCCUCAAAUGGUCACCUAUUUGAGCAUCCGCUGAGUUCCUACCCAGUCUCCUCUUCCAAGUGGUCAGUCGGUUCAGCCUUCCGUGUUCCAGAUUCUCUGAGCUUUUCCUCAGAGUCCUCUGGUGGUAUGAUACCCGGCCCUCUUAGUUUGCCACUGCAGCAUGGCUUCCCCCAGCCACCUCGAUAUCCCCUCAUGCUGAGGAAUUCGCUUAGCCGUGGCCAAGGCGGGCCCUUCAUGCACAACGAUGUGACUCUGUGGAAUACCAUGACAUUACAGCAACAGUAUCAGCUGCGCUCACAGUAUGUCCCCCCAUUCUCAGGCCCCGCAGCUGGAGUGAUCCGCAGCUCACCGCUCCUCACUAGCAGGCCAACUGAGGAGAAUCGAAUCAGCAUCCAGGAGGAGAGCUGCCCUGUCAUUACCAAACAAAGCAUUUAUGCUGCAGAUGAGGAGUACGAUGAAAGAUCUGACUCAUCAGAUUCCAGGAUCCUGAAUACAACCUCCUAACUUAUGCCCACUCCAAAAGAUUCAUCCGGAGGACUCAAAAAAGCACUGAAAUGUAUUCCAAAGGAACUCUUGAAAUUAUGAAAUGAUGAAAGAGACAUUGCUCUUGUAGGAGCUUAAUGAAAAGAUAUACAAUGUAGUACUUGAGAUAUUGUAUUUCUACCAGAUCUGACGUGGUUGUGCCAACUUACUCAUUUGUGAAAUUAAAGCAGCUUCACUUUUGAAAAAUAAGAUCAUAAAGGUACUAUUAUUUGAUCAAAAAGUCUGAAUAACUUAAUAUAUUUGAGGAAAAAUGAUCUUUAUUUCCACUGUGCAUGAAACAUACUGUUAUUAGCAGUGUAAUUUACAAAUAAUCCAGCAGAGCUGCAUGUGAAAG
This is a messenger RNA of Myxocyprinus asiaticus (Chinese sucker), 1871 nucleotides long. RefSeq names its product doublesex- and mab-3-related transcription factor 3a. Bases 146 to 1498 code for a protein of 450 amino acids. NCBI's taxonomy places the organism in Eukaryota, Metazoa, Chordata, Actinopteri, Cypriniformes, Catostomidae. The transcript has 2 exons. Gene Ontology annotation, cellular component: nucleus. The record is from RefSeq and is a predicted model, not a curated record. Gene Ontology annotation, biological process: regulation of transcription by RNA polymerase II; male sex differentiation. Gene Ontology annotation, molecular function: protein binding; DNA-binding transcription factor activity, RNA polymerase II-specific; RNA polymerase II cis-regulatory region sequence-specific DNA binding.